AUGGAAGAUCAUCCACUCACGUCGACCUCACAACCAACACACGAAACCAUUCCUUCUUCAGAUCUCUUUGAACUCGAAUACGAAAUGAUUUACAACAAUGUUCAUUAUUUGAGUGAUCCUCUCAUUCUCACUCAUAUCGUUUCAUUACUCAUGGAGUCCUUGAAAGAGAAAUUUCUAGAAGAACAAAUUGCAUCAUUCUCUCAGCCCUCUACCACAACAAACUCGUCCGAUAAUGAAAAAGAGUCCUCUCGAAUCAUUGCUCAUGAAAUUCUCAAAUUUCGUCUUGUGUGUAAAUCAUGGAAGAAAGUUAUAGAUACGUCCUUCAUGCCCACUCUUGUAAUUCCUCAUUUGAAAAAGUGUUUACACGAUCAGGAGCAAUCGGUCACUGAUGGAACUGCUUUUACAUGUUUUAGAAUUCCAGCUGCAUUGUUAUUUGUGUUUGCUUUUGGUGCUGGUCACAUUGGAGAUCAUGUUUUAGAGUCUUAUUGGAAUACCAAUAAGAAGGAAUUGGGAAAAGUGGUGGCUCGAGCUUCGUUUUUAUUGUCCAUCUAUACAUUUAGGACAACCAUGAUGUUUUUGCAAGGAAAUCCAGUGGUGCUGCCAGCUGUCGUUGCAGGUGUGAUUGUGGAUCAAGCCAUUGAGCAAAUUUUGAAAUAUAGAAACAAGUCAAAGCUUGCCAAUAAGCAGCAUUCUCUCGCAGAGUUGGAAGAGAAUAUGAAGUACGCCAAUUCUUGUAUUCAAAAUUGUGAAAUUGUGAAAACAAUGUCCGAUCGAAAUUCUUCCAAAAACAAACAUUCCUGUUUCUAUGUCAUUCGAGUGACCUUGAAAAUGAAUGAAAACGAAUUGAAGUACAAAUUGUACAAAAAGUACACCGACUUCAGAAAAUUAUAUGAUUUAAUGUGUCAAUGUGUGAAACAAGCUCAUUUACUCGAAGAAGAUGAUCAAACACCUUUAUAUUUCCCAGAAAAACAAUGGAUUGAAAGCUUUUUGAAUUGGAGACCUGAAGAAGUCAUUGAACAACGAAAGAAGGUCUUUUCUAAAAUGUUGAAUUUACUCGUGAAUCAAUCAGCAGUAUAUGACAGCUGUGAAAUUAUGAAAUUCUUCUCUCCAGAUCACAAGAUGGAAGACAAUGAAACAUUGGAGGAUGAACAGUCCAAUGAAGACAAGCUUAAUAAGGAAGAAACAAGUAGUCCUCUCAUCCACGACGAUGAACAUGAUGACAUUGAGGACUAUGAAUGGAGACUUUUGAAAAAAGCCGAUUCUCAACUCGAACAAUGA
Molecule: messenger RNA, 1278 nt
Organism: Naegleria lovaniensis
Lineage: Eukaryota; Heterolobosea; Eutetramitea; Acrasida; Naegleriidae
Exons: 1
Coding region: 1-1278 (425 amino acids)
Molecular function (GO): phosphatidylinositol binding
Source: RefSeq, a predicted model, not a curated record